AUGAUAAUCUAUCUAUCUAUCUAUCUAUCUAUCUAUCUAUCUAUCUAUCUAUCUAUCUAUCUAUCUAUCUAUCUAUCUCACUAUUUAUUUCAAUUUUUUCAUAUCUAUCUAUCUAUCUAUCUAUCUAUCUAUCUAUCUAUCUAUCUAUCUUUCUCAUAUCUAUCUAUAUCUAUCUAUCUAUCUAUCUUUCUAUUUCAUCUUCUCAAUAUCUAUCUAUCUAUCUAUCUAUCUAUCUAUCUAUCUAUCUAUCUAUCUAUCUAUCUAUCUAUGCAUGUAUCUAUGUAUUUAUUUGAGUUUCUUCAUAUCUAUCUAUCUAUCUCAGUCUGUGUAUUUUCUAUCUAUCUAUCUAUUUCAAUUUCUUCAAAUCUAUCUAUCUAUCUAUCUAUUUGUCUGUAUAUCUAUUUUUUAUUAACAUGUGGGCCAAUCUAUCUAUCUAUCUAUCUAUCUUAUCUUUCUAUUCGUCCGACCUUUCUCAAUUUCUCUCUCUUCUUCUUCUCUCUCUCUUUCACUAUCUCUCCCUCCAGUUCUCUUUCUCUCUCUCUAUUUCUCUCUCUCUUUGUCUCUCUCUAUCUCUCUAUCUAUCUAUCUAUAUUUAUAGGAUUAAUAUAA
Messenger RNA from Acanthosepion pharaonis, 609 nucleotides. The record is from the annotation of a GenBank genome assembly. Lineage: Eukaryota; Metazoa; Mollusca; Cephalopoda; Sepiida; Sepiidae.